Dipodomys ordii (Ord's kangaroo rat) is the source of this 5147-nucleotide messenger RNA. RefSeq names its product mucin-2-like. The transcript has 7 exons. Bases 1 to 5121 code for a protein of 1706 amino acids. The record is from RefSeq and is a predicted model, not a curated record. Lineage: Eukaryota; Metazoa; Chordata; Mammalia; Rodentia; Heteromyidae.
AUGGGGAGGAAGAAAAUCUCAGAUUUUAGCAUGGAAGAAAAGGACUUAAAGCUCCCAGAACUGGACUUGCAUUUCUACAUAACUCCAGAGGUCCUGCCAUGUGAUUUCCUUGGGAAGGUCUGCUUUGACCUUACUACAGCAGCUGCUGGCUGUCUUCUGGGGAUAUCCAGGUCUGCAGCCAAACCCUGCCUAGCUGUGGAGCAGGGGCCCUGUAGGAAGAAAAGGUCCCUGCUCUCAGGAAGAGGGGAUCCAGGCCCCGCAAAAUACGUAUUCCUAUUAGUGCAGAUGUGCCUGCUGUUUCAGGCCAGGCCAAUUCCACAGUGGGCCCAGGAUGAGUUCUAUACGAGCUCUAAUCCUUAUGGACCCACAAAGCCCGGGUCUUCACCCUUUUUGCACAUCCCACCUGAACUUUCAUCACCCAGGAUGGGAGGAUUUGAUUUAACAGGAUCCUCUGCACCAUCUCAGAUGUUUACUGAGCCUCAGGAGCCAACGGAGACCAAUACAGAUACUGCAGAACAGCUACCUCCGGGCUCAGAUGCUUUUACUGUUUCGCAUCAAGACCCGCCAGAGAAGGUGACUCUGCAGCACAGACUCUCACAGAUGGUGCCAGUGCUUGGUGAAGAUCAGACCCGGGCCCAAACUCUGCCUCAUCUACUCAAAGGUGUGCCUGUUGCUUCAGGAUCUUCUGCUCCACCUCAGAUGUUUGCUGAGCCUCAGGAGCCAAAGGAGACCAAUACAGGUUCUGCAGGACAGCUACCUCCUGUGCUAGGUGAGGAUCACAACCCAGCCCGACCUCUGCCUCAUUCGCUCAAAAGUACCACACAGAACAGUGCUCUAGCUGAGGCUUCAGAGCAACCCUCAUCUAAGAUACCAAAACAUACUGUGAAUUCACAAGGGAAAGCAUUUGUUCUUGCACCCGAGGAGCGGCUGAAGGAUCCAGUUUGGGUUGGUUUCCAUGAGCGGAGGCAGCAAAAACUUCAGCUGAGAGCCGCUGAAAACCGAUUGGCACAAUCUCAGCUAGAUCCACUCAAAAGUACCAAAGAAAAGGUUGCUCAAGCUGAGGCUUCAGAGCAACCUUCAUCUAAGAUACCAAAACAUACUGUGAAUUCACAAGGGAAAGCAUUUGUUCUUGCACCCGAGGAGCGGCUGAAGGAUCCAGUUUGGGUUGGUUUCCACGAGCGGAGGCAGCAAAAACUUCAGCUGAGAGCAGCUGAAAACCGAUUGGCACAAUCUCAGCUAGAUCCAAAUAUAAACGUGGCUUAUGUUGACAGUGUGCCUCAGAAAGGCAAAGACAAUGCUGAUGAACCUCUAGAACCCCUUGAGCAAGAUGAAUCUUCUCAGUUCCACCAGCAGGCCCAUACUCAAAACCCCAGGACUCCUGAGAAGCUCCGGUCCCCUGCAGCUCAGGAAGAGCACCCAGUGCAACAGCUUGUUAGCGAGGAGGUUGUGCCAUCAGUAGAAAAAAAGCCUCAACAUUCAACACUGCCAGAUGCCACAGUUCAACCUGCAGAUGUGCAGAUUACCUUCACCACUCCCAGUCACCAACACACUGCAGGCCAGCCUCCAGGGAGACCUCCGGAGGAAGAGCUGUCAUCUACCCAACAAGAGGCGCCAGCUCAACCUUCAGAGCUCCCAGAGUUUGGAGAACCUUCUGAAACCCAUCUAGAAGCCCCAGCUCAGCCUGAAAAACCUUUUGAGGGAGUCAGACCUCCAGGUGAGCAGGAGGCUCCUGUUCAAGCUCCAGGGGCCCCCUUGGAGAGCAUAGAUGUAAGUCCCCCAAACCAUGAGCUGACAGCUCAGUCUUCAGGAGAGGUCCAAGCUCACCAUGCCAACGUCUCCUAUAUUACAGAUAAGCCCCCAGAUGUGAUAGUGACCAUCACUGCAAUGCCUACCAAGGAGACUGAAUCGCCUCUAUCCCACAAUGAGGCUCCAGCUGGUCCUGCAGGUUACAGAGAAGAGACAGAACCUGCUUUCAGUGAGCAGGAGCAGGCAUCUCAACCUGAGUCUCUUGGGGAGACUGAGCCUUCUGUAAUACAGCCUGAAGUCCCUGCUCAGGCUUCAGAGCACAAUGGGGAGGUUGAAUCUUCUCUAACCCAGCAGGAACAACCAGCUCAGUCGUCUGAGCAUCAUGAAUGGACAAUUUCACCUCCAGGUCUGAAUGAAUCUCAGCAUUCAAACUUGGACAGUUUGACUGGUAAGCCUCCAGAUGUGGUGAUUACCAUAACACCACAGUCAACAGAUGCGUGGGGGAAUUCUCCAAUCCCCACUGAGGCUCCAGCUUAUCCCUCAGUCCCAGGGAAUGAUAUGGGACUUUCUAUAACCCAGCAAGAGUCCCCAGCUGGGCCACCAGAGCCUCAAGUGUCCAUACCUGUAUCAAUCCAAGAAGAGGCUCCAGCUUCAGGACCUAGUGGACAUGAAAAGCCUUCCACCCAACAGGAAGCCACAGCAGAGACUACACAGACCUCUGAAGAGGUUAUACCUCCAACCCAGCCUCCAGAGGGAGAAGUGCCACCUCAGCCUCCAGAGCUUCCUAAUGAAAUUGUUCCAGCUACAGAACUUCAUGAGGUUCCACCUGCACCAUUACAGAACAAUACCUCUGGUCCCUUGGAAGACCAGAAUGAGGUCCCAACCCUGAAGCCAAGACCCCCUGCAUUGCAUCAACACUCUCCAGUCUAUGAAGGAAUCUCUCCAGGGCUUGAAGAGCUUCCUGAGGAACCUUCUCCAAGCCAACAAGAGAGCACAACUCUGCUCCCCAAGCCCUCUGAGAAACAUUACCUAAAAACCACAAUGAAACAUGUGGAUCUGGAGUUGACCAUAACUCCACAGACUAAUGAACAAGUUGAAUUUUCUCCAAACCAGUCUGGCCUCCCUUCCCAGCCUCCUCAAGGCCCUGAAAAUGUUGGAUCUUUUUCAGUCCAUCAAGAGACUACAACUCAGACUUCUCAGAAGCAGCAAAGUGCUUCUACAAUUACCAUAAUGGCUUCAUCUCUGCCUGCACAACUCCCCGAGAAGGUGGAACCCUUUCCAGUACCUCCACUGGACAUAGAACUUCCUUCAGUUCAGGAUGUAGAGCCAACUCAGCUUCCAGUGCUGCCUCAUGAGAUGGUGGUGCAACCUCCAGGGCACUAUGAGACGACAGGUCCCACUCCAAAUCAAGAUGUAACUCAGGGUCCAGUAUUGCCCAGUGUCACAUCUCAACCUGUGGACCUGGAACUCACAAUUACUCCAGAAAUCUCUACUACACCUAAACAUUCUACGGACCUCAAAAAGCACCCUUGGGUAACACUUCAACCUGUACACAUCCAACUGACUGUAACUGUGCAAGGUGUUGUAGAUGAAGCCCCAGGUCAGCUUACAAAGCCACCUACAGAGGAUGUGGCACAAUCGGAAGAAAAUCAGGGGGUGACAGUUCUCGUCACAGGUCAGAAUGAAACUCAGCCUUCAGCAUUGCCCAAUGUGACAAUUCAAGAAUUUGACCUGGAAGUUACACUAACUCCAGACUCCACCAUAGAGCAUGAACAUUCUUCAGCUCUGAAGGAAACAACCCCAGAACAACCUGAGGUAACCUUUCUACCCCCUAUUGAGUCUCAGCAUCCCCCUUUGACUGAAGACUCACUUCAUCCGUUUGACAUAGCAAUUACCUUUACUCCAGAUCCCAAUAUGGAGGUUGGGCUUGCGCCAACCAUACAGGACACCUUCACUGACCUUUCAACACCACCCAAGGGUUCUACAACCCAAGCCCCAUUUUCCAUCACAGGUCCGACUCCAACCUGGACUCCAAUGACACACAAGGUCACACCUAAAACAAUGGGCCUACCACUUUCCACAACCUCAGAACCCAUUACAGAGACAGUCCCAACGGAGCCUAUGCCAGAGACCCAGGUUCCGCCUCUGCAGGAGAACACGAAUCAGCCUCUGCAGGAAACCCCGACUCAGCCUCCGCAGGAGACCCCAACUCAGCCUCCACAGGAGGCCCCGACUCCACAUCCGCAGGAGACCCCGACUCAGCCUCCGCGGGAGACCCCGACUCAGCCUCCCCGGGAGACCCCGACUCAGCCUCCGCGGGAGACCCCGACUCAGCCUCCGCGGGAGACCCCGACUCAGCCUCCACGGGACACCCCGACUCAGCCUCCCCGGGAGACCCCGACUACCCCGACUCAGCCUCCCCAGGAGACACCGACUCAGCCUCCGCCGGAGACCCCGACUCAGCCUCCGCAGGAGACCCCAACUCAGCCUCCGCAGGAGACCUUAACACAGAUUCUGCACAAGACUCCAGCACAGCCGCUGCAGGAAACUCUAACACCGCCUCCACAUGAGCUUCCAGCACAGCCUUUGCAGGAAAUUGCAAUACAGACUCUGCAGGAAACUUCAACCCAGCCUGUGCAAGAGACCCUAACCCAGCCUCUACAGGAGAUCCCAACUCAACCUCUGCGGGAGAUGCCAGCUCAACCCCUGUGGAAGACUGUAACCCACCCAAACCAGAAGACCCCAACUUUGCCUCAGCCAAAAACUCCAACUCAGCCUUGGCAGAAGACCUCAACUCAUCCUCUUCUGAAGCCCUUAAGUCAGCCUCACUGGAAGAUUCUAACUCAAUCUCAGUGGAGGACCCCAACUCAGACCCCACAGACACAGUUGGAGCCUGAGGCUAAACCUCCAACAUCAGGCUAUCAGCCAAUGUCAAGGAAUACAAAGACUGUACCUGGUGCCAUCCUGAAGACUACUAGUACUCUUCCUCCAAAACUCACUACGGUGCCACUUCCACAUCCCUAUAGGUUUGGGACUCAACCUCCAACCCUGAUUCAAGGCACAGUUAAAACUUUGAGUCAGGAACAGGAACAACUUCCUAAUAAUCAGUUAACAACAUCCACCACAGAAAAUGCUUUAGCUGUGCAAACAGAACAGAAGGCCCCUCCAAGCAUCAGCUUAUGUGAGCUCUGUCACUGCCAAGACCAGACACUGUCAUGUGUGGAUCUCAGCCCAAGUCAGAGGCUCCGCCAAGUUCCUGUGCCAGAUAUCGACCCCAAGAAACAACUUUUCACUGUCUUGCAAGUAUCCCCCUACCUCCUUUGUGCUGGGCAUUCUUUUCUCAAGGUCUUCCUCCUCUCUCCAAUCCAAUCUUGAAUAAUAUUUACUAUUUUUUUUCUUAU